Messenger RNA from Acaulospora morrowiae, 483 nucleotides. The record is from the annotation of a GenBank genome assembly. Lineage: Eukaryota; Fungi; Glomeromycota; Glomeromycetes; Diversisporales; Acaulosporaceae.
AUGAAUUUUUCAUACGUAAAAUAUUCAUCCAAAUCCCUUAAAUUAUUAUUGUUCAUAUUACUCACUUCGGUAACUCUUUCUUCGAUAUUGAUCCAUGCCCACCCGACUCGACCAAAAAUACACAUCACCUCGCCUGGGCAGGCACCAUUGGUAGUAGACACACAACAUAGCAUAAAUUGGUGGUCCGCAGGGAUACCUGGAAAUCCCAGAAUUACGGUAGGAAUAUACCAAACCGGGAACAAUACCCCAUUAACAUCGUUCAUCGAACGCUUAAACCUCAACACCAUUCCAUUCACAAUAUCCUCUGAAUGGAGUCUCACUUCUACCUAUCACGCAAAAAUAUGCAUACUAAAGCAGAAUCCACCACUCUGUUCUACCGGUCCGACGUUUAGGAUUACCACGCAUGAAAUAAACACACCCAUGUCUAACCUUCUUAGAGAGGAUGCGGAAAAAAAUUAUUAUUUAUUUGAAUUGCAAUUUUAG